This is a messenger RNA of Macrobrachium nipponense, 1437 nucleotides long. RefSeq names its product interaptin-like. The record is from RefSeq and is a predicted model, not a curated record. NCBI's taxonomy places the organism in Eukaryota, Metazoa, Arthropoda, Malacostraca, Decapoda, Palaemonidae. The transcript has a single exon. The coding region runs from base 1 to 1437 and encodes 478 amino acids.
AUGGUUCAGUUCUUUGUCGAUUUCAUAGCCUCCGACAGCUCUGCCUGUCUUGAUGAGGCUGGAAAUCAGGAGGACGAAAUUGAUCACUCUGGCUUUGAAGAAGACCAUGUUUCGGAUAACGAAGUAGUAUACGGACGUUCCAGCAAUGAAGAAGGCGACCAUCCAGAUAGUGAAGAAGAAACAAGGAAUUUGGACAUAAGUCGGAAGUUUGAGGAAGCAAUUAAGGAAAAUGAAAAUCUUUUCUUGAGGUUUGAGAAAGAGAGAUUAGAAAAGGAUCAGCUGAUCGACGAAUUACUGGACAAGGUAGAGGGCCUGACCGUAGCAGGACUGCAGAUGGAAGAACACAUCAGAAACCUCGAACGACUGAACAAAGAAAAGGAAAGAAAGAUCAGUUCAAUGUCCGAAGAGAUGCAGCUGAAAAACGAAAUGAUUGAAAAGGCGAAGGUUACAGAAGUCCAAAGGAAGGAAAACGAGGAGAGAGACCAGAUGCUAAUUAUUUUGGAAAACACGGUCGCGGUUCUCUCGAUGGAGAAGGACACUUUGCAUCGAGAUAUUCAGCAAAACGAUAAAAGCCGAGAAGAAAUGCAAAUGAAAAUGAACAAGCUGAAUCAGGACCUGGAAGGACUUCGAAAAGAGAAUGGAAGGAAAGAGAAAAACAUAGAACAGCUGAAGAGGGAGAACGAGAACAAGACCUUGAAGAUGAAAGGUUUAGAGGACGAGUUACAAGUCCUCACCAUUCAGACACAGAUGGCCCACGAAAAUUUGAAAGAGCUCGACCAAUGUAAAAGAGAAUUAGCUGAAAAAAACAAGGAACUCGAAAAGCUGAGAGAACAGAACUUGCAGAAGGAUAGCGAGAUCCUUCGACUGGAAAAUGAAUGCAUCCAGAAACAAUUGGAAGUCAGCGGUUUACUGAAAGAAUCAAAACUUGAAUUCGAUCCUGCUGAAACGAAGGAGCAACUAGAGACCAGAGUUUUUGAAGAGAUGGAAGCAUUAUUGGAAAUCGUAAGACGCCAAGAAGAGGUCUUGGCGCAGGAUACGAAGAUCAGCUACUUAGGAAAGGUCAAAAUCCUUAAUGGAUCAAAGAAUCAUAAAGAAAAGGAAGUUUCCAGAAAAGAGAGGACGAUAAGGAAAGCUAAAGAAACAAAGGCUUCGAAUGAAACUCGGUGUCUGAGGAAGCCCCAGAUCAACUGCAGAGCUCUCUACCGACGAAUGGACAGCAUCGAGGAAGAACUUCUCCAAAUCAAAGGAUUGCAACGACCUUCAGCUAGAACCAAGAGGCACUCUAAGGUCUCGAAUAAAACUCCAGCAAUUGAGAAGCCUCUAAACAGAGAAGAAUUGCACCAGAAAAUGGGGCUGAUAUCUGCAGCCAACCUCCAACGACUGGAGCGAGAAGCUAAAAUGGUCCGAGAGCUCUACAAGAUAAACGCCGUCACUUAA